Parascedosporium putredinis is the source of this 657-nucleotide messenger RNA. NCBI's taxonomy places the organism in Eukaryota, Fungi, Ascomycota, Sordariomycetes, Microascales, Microascaceae. The record is from the annotation of a GenBank genome assembly.
AUGCGCUUUGUCCUGCUUCCCAUAUCGACGAAGCGCACGCUCCUCUAUUGUAUCCGCAAUAAAGAGGCGGCAAAACAGCGGACCGGCCUCGCUGACAAGGUUACCACAAAGGUUGCCUCUCUCUGGGCCAGCUGGGAGCGCAGAGAAGGCGGCUGGCAGCGCAAAGUCGUGGACUAUGGGAACCAUGCCCUGAGGCGCAUACCUUUCCAGGAAUGGGGUCUCAAUCACAGCUCCGGUAGCUCUUAUCCCUGUAAUACCCAAUCUCCCUUUUUCUACCUGGCAUACCGCGCAUGGUCGCACUGGCGAGCCAUCAAGGGCGGCCAGCAUGUCCAAUUCCUAAUCUCGAACAAGCUCCUGUCCAUCACUCCAUCGCCUAUCCUAGAUAGCGUUUAUUCCGACCGUAAGCCCCUUUUGACAGGUCUUAAAGACGCACAAACCCAAACCCCUACGGAAGAAGCAGCAAAGGCGGGUGACGCCGGCAACGACCCCGAGGAACCAGCUGGAAAAGUCCUACUUUGUCGGGAGACUGCCGCCAAAUUGGGCAAGGCCCUCGAGCAUCCGGAAAUUGAGGCAGAGCUUGAAAGAGCCAUCUGGCAAGUUGAGCAGAGCAACCAGGCGGGCCGCCAAGAGACGGUAAAUUCAAAGAAAGAUAAUUGA